AUGGAUGGUGUUAUAAGUCGCCUCCGUAACACUGUAACAGGAGCACUCCCCGGUAAUCCUAUAAGUCGUGAUUUUGAACUGGAUCGCCAAGUUGCCUCUUCGGGUCCGGGCUUGAUGUGGAAGCUCUAUUCUGCCACUAAGAAGUCAUCAAAAGAGGCUGCGACUGUCUGGAUUUUCGAAAAACGACUACUAGAUCGUUAUUCAAAGCCACAGAAGACUCUGAUGCUGGAGAAACUUCGACACGGUGUAUCUGCCUUGACCAAACUGCGCCACCCUCGAAUCCUCUCCGUUAUGCACCCACUCGAGGAUUCCCGUGAUAGUUUAGGGUUUGCUACCGAGCCAGUCUUCACUUCUCUCGCUAACGCUCUUGGACGUCAUGAUAACCUCACAGGUCCGAUCAUUGAUAAGCUUAACGAUUUUAAAUUUACGGACAUCGAACUUAAGUAUGGCAUACUACAGCUAGCAGUGGGCAAUCUGAUGGUGAAGAUGACAACGUUGAUGUUCUAUGCUGGCAGUCAACAGUGCUUCCUCUAUGUCAACCUCAGCUUGACUACAGCAGUCCCGAAACUGUCAUAA
Dibothriocephalus latus is the source of this 576-nucleotide messenger RNA. Lineage: Eukaryota; Metazoa; Platyhelminthes; Cestoda; Diphyllobothriidea; Diphyllobothriidae. The record is from the annotation of a GenBank genome assembly.